Messenger RNA from Saccostrea cuccullata (small rock oyster), 2712 nucleotides. RefSeq names its product nephrocystin-1-like. The record is from RefSeq and is a predicted model, not a curated record. Gene Ontology annotation, cellular component: cilium; cytoplasm. The transcript is spliced from 30 exons. Gene Ontology annotation, biological process: protein localization involved in establishment of planar polarity. Bases 28 to 2466 code for a protein of 812 amino acids. Gene Ontology annotation, molecular function: protein binding. Lineage: Eukaryota; Metazoa; Mollusca; Bivalvia; Ostreida; Ostreidae.
AAUUGGCAGAAAUAAGCUGUAAUCAAAAUGGGAAAAGAACUUGGACCUUUGGCUAAGCACCAAAAAGAAGUUGAUGGUCAAAAGAAAUUGAUUGAAAAGCAAAUUAAAGACAGCAACAAAUUGUUGGGCAAUUCUAAGUUAAAAAAUGAUGAAGAAAAGCUCAAAGAACAAUUUAAAGGAUGUUAUGAAAUCAAAUUGAAAGUUGAAGAGUUCAUUGUUGCAGCAAAUGCACUAGAAGAGGGAAAUGAACCUUCAAAAGUCAAAGGAUUUGAUAAUAAGAAGAAAGCAGAGAUAACAAGACUUGAGAAAUGGCAGACACAGCUAGACACCCAGAUGAAGAAACUUUUGCCCGAGGAGAAAGGGGAGGAAUACCUCAAGGAGUUGAAGGGUGAAAGUGAAGAGGAUGAUGAAGAAGAAGAUGAUGAUGAAGAAGAAGAAGAAGGGGAAGAGGAAGAAAUAGAAGAAGAGGAGGUGGAGGAGGAGGAAGAAGAAGAAGAAAGUGAAAAACAAGAUUCAAAGAAAAAGGAAAAAGAGCCAGCAGAAAAAGCAGGAAAGAAAGAAAAGAAAGACAAAGAAAAAACUGAAGAAGCAGCAGAGGAAGAAGAAGAAGAAGAAGAUGAUGAUGAGGAAGAAGAGGAAGAAGAAGAGGAGGAAGACACAAUGAAAACAGAGAGUAAACCAAAAGCCAAAGUAACUAAAGAAGAGGAAGAUGAAGAAGAAGAUGAUGAUGAUGAUGAAGAAGAAGAGGAGGAAGAAGGAAGUGAAGAGGAGGAGGAAGAUGAUGAAGAAGAGGAAGAAGAAGAGACAGAGAAAAAGGAAGUAGAUGAUAUGGAACAAACAACUAUUGAGGGCCUUCAGUUUGAGGGACUCUAUGAUUAUGAGGGGAAGGAGGAGGGAGAUUUGUCCUUCAAACAAGGAGAGAUUCUGACCAUCAUCAACACAAGAGAGGAUGGUUGGUGGGAGGCAGAAAAUAAAGAUGGAAAAAGAGGAACUGUACCUAAGACCUUCCUACAGAUGCACAAUAAAUACAAACAUGUACAACAAGAUGAUGAAGAAGAAGAAGAGGAGGAAGAUGAAAAUGAAGAGGAUGAGGAGGAGAAGAUAGAAGCCAAGAACAGCCACAAGAAAGGAUGGGGGAGCAUAAAGAGAGCAUUAGGAGAGACCAGUGUAACAGACGUACUUCAUGCUCUAGGAGCCAUGCCUUCAGGAUUUAGACCGUCCACAUUGGGUCCUAAGUUUACCAAGGAUGAGAAUUUCACCAUGACGAACUACCUGGCACCAAAGUUAAGUGAUUCCAAUAUCUCCUACAGGGACCUGUUCUACAUUCCCAAGGAGAGCAAGUUAAGGCCAUUUUCUACAAAGAUGGACAGAAUUAUUUUGAUUCAAGGCUGUAAACAAAUCCCGCUCCCAGGAACUGGAGUUGAUGUUGUGGGUAGACAUGUCAGAAUGUGCCUUUUUGAUGGACACAAUAUGCUGAGUAACAUUCAUACAGUGAAAGUGACGUCAGUCGACAGGGAACAAAAAGCCUGGUCAUUCUCCUCAAAGAUCAGUGAUGCGAUGGACCCCUACCUCCACAGUGAAGUCUUCAUCAGAUCUAAUGACACCUCCAAGUCCACCGUCGGAAUUCUAUUUGAGUUAUGUGUGUCAUACUGCAAAACUAAAACCAAAGAGUAUGGAGAAUUCAGUUGUGGGUGGGUUCAUCUUCCCUUGGUGGAAGAAAACGGAGGUGUGAUCUCAAACAGAUCUUUUGAUCUGUAUGUUAAUGGAGGAACUCCUUAUGAGAAAGGCGUGGAAGUGGACCCGAGCAUCAGCAGGAGAAGAACAGUACAAAAUCUGAGUGCGGCCAGUAGUUCCUUCAUGUCCAUGCUGUCGGGAAACAAACAACCUCGAUUGAAUGUCAAGGUCAUGAUGCCAAAAGCGGAACAGAAGGCUCAGCUAGACAACCUUCCGGAGGUGUUGCUCGGCAAUGUUGCUCUCUUGCCAUAUUAUUCGUACUACAGACAGAUCCUAGCUGACGAACUAUUGAAGAAUCGACUAGACUACAAUUCAACAGAACUACUGCACAGCCCUGUUUUAGCCGUUUUUCCUAAGGCGGCUGAUCAGCAUGAUCUGAUGAAAGUUUUACGGGAUACCUACAUAUCAAAAUCAAAGACUGUGAAGCGAGUUGAGAUGAGGGACAGUGAGUUUAUGAAGAACUUCUUCAAGGAAUGUGUUUUAGAGAGUGUCUACCCACUUAUGUAUGAUGUGAAUUUAAAACCUUACAGAUCAGGGAAUGUCCAAAUUGAAGAGGAAAGACUUGAAGAGAUCAACCAUUUUCUGACUAAAAAGACAGAAAGAAAAGGAAUUCUAGCUCUGUUGUUAUCCUCCGAGAUUGAGUUCUCUCCCUUGGACAUUAAGGAGGUUGCCUUUGAUGUCAUUGGACCACAUUGUUUAGCAGCAAACUCACAGGUUGCUGCAAAUGGCUGAAAAUGAAGAGGAUUAUAGAAACUUAUAUAUCUGUGAUUGACUGUGAUAGAGACAAGUAUUGUGGCAGUUAGUGGUUGUAGACUUUAGAGCCGACCUACGCUGUGUAAGCCUGUCUGUGUAAGCCUGUCUGUAAGGGGGCGUGACUCUAAAAGGGAACGCCUUACACUCUCAUGUUGUACAUUGUAAUGGCAGCUUCCUCAUGUGGAGAUUUUACACUCAAUAAAUUAUUACAAGACUUUUUAAAAA